Messenger RNA from Rhineura floridana, 2219 nucleotides. RefSeq names its product activated leukocyte cell adhesion molecule (gene ALCAM). The record is from RefSeq and is a predicted model, not a curated record. NCBI's taxonomy places the organism in Eukaryota, Metazoa, Chordata, Lepidosauria, Squamata, Rhineuridae. The transcript has 16 exons. Gene Ontology annotation, biological process: cell adhesion. Gene Ontology annotation, cellular component: plasma membrane. The coding region runs from base 351 to 2189 and encodes 612 amino acids.
CCGCUAGGCUGCCAGAGGGAAAGAGCCACCUGCUUCUGUACAGUCUGUGCCGCCGAGCCGUUCGCUCCCUUCCUCGUCGGUCACUGGGACUGCCGGAGCUGCCGCUUGCCCGCCGCGCCUCUAACUUCUUCCAUCCCCCGCGGACCUCGCCUGGAAAGUUACUGACCGGCGGUAGUUUCCUUUUGAAGAAGAAGAAACGUGAAGUCGUUGCCGCUCUCUGAGGGAAAGCGAAAGAGCUGAGAGAGACAGAACGGGAGGAGCCAUCUGCUCGCCUUCGCCCGCCCUUCCUUUUCUCCAGGACAGGCAGCGCCCGAAGUCGCCGUUCGCCUUGCGCUUUGCGGGGAGGCGGGAUGGAGACCCCCUCUGCCGCCGCCGCCUCCUGUCGCCGCCGCCCGCUGCCGCCGCCUUCGCUGGGGUUCCUCCUCCUGAGCUUGCUGCUCUCUGCCCUUUGCCUGCGGCCAGGACUUGGAUUGUACACAGUACACACAGUAUAUGGAGACACCAUUAUUUUGCCUUGCCAUUUAGAAGUUCCUAAUGACCUGAUGUUUGGAAAAUGGAAAUAUGAAAUUGCAAACAAGGCUUCGGAGUUUAUUGCCUUCCGAUCUGCAACCAAAAAAAAUAUACAAUAUGAUGAUGUACCGGAAUACAAAGAUCGAUUAAGUCUCUCUGAAAAUUAUACCCUAUCAAUUAAUAAUGCAAGAAUUGGUGAUGAAAAGAGAUUUGUAUGCAUGCUUGUAACAGAGGACGAUGUUUUUGAACGGUCUACAAUAGUCAAGGUGUUCAAACAACCAUCACAGCCUGAAAUUAUAAGUCAAGCAAAAUUUCUAGAAACAGAACAACUCAAGAUGCUUGGGGAAUGUAUCUCAAAAGAUGGCUACCCGAAGGGAAACCUUACGUGGUUCAAGAAUGGAGUUGUUUUGCAGUCUGUUGAAGGAACUGUUGUCAUAAAAGAACAACCAAAAGCGGAUAAAACAACUGGACUCUACACCGUGAUAUCUUCACUAGAAUAUAAGCCAACAAAGGAUGAUACAAAUGCACAGUUUACUUGUACAAUGACAUAUUUUGGGCCAACAGGACAAGAAACAAUACAAUCGGAAUCAGCAGUCUUUGACAUUCACUAUCCUACAGAAAAGGUUAGAAUUCAAGUACUUACACAAAGAAAUACCAUUAAAGAAGGUGAUAAUAUCACCCUAAAAUGUUCAGGAAAUGGUAAUCCUCCACCCCAGGAGUUUUUGUUCUACAUUCCUGGGGAACCAGAACCUAUAAGAAGUUCAAGUCUUUACGUAUUGACGGAUGUUAGAAGAAAUGCAACAGGGGAAUACAAAUGUUCACUGACUGAUGAGAGUUUGAUGGAUUCUACUCUAAUUACAGUACAUUAUUUGGAUUUGUCGCUUAUUCCCAGUGGAGAAGUUAUUAAGCAGAUUGGAGAAGCACUGCCUGUAUCCUGUACAAUUUCUUCCAGUAGAAAUGCCACAGUAUUCUGGCUGAAGGACAAUACCAGAAUGCGGGCAAGUCCAUCAUUUUCAAGUUUGCAGUACCAAGAUGCAGGAAAUUACAUCUGUGAAACUACUUUACAGGAGGUUGAAGGGUUAAAUAAAAGGCAGAUACUUACCUUGAUAGUAGAAGGAAAACCACAGAUCAAAAUGACAAAGAAAACUAGCACAGAUGGAUCAUAUAAAAUGAUAGCGUGCCAUGUGGAAGGGUUUCCCAAACCAGCAGUACAAUGGACUAGCACUGGAGGUGUCAUAAAUAAAACAGAGGAGACUAAAUAUGUCAAUGGAAAGUUUGUCAGUAAAAUCAAAAUUGCUCCUGAAGAGAAUGUUACAUUAACAUGUAUUGCAGAAAAUCAGAUAGAAAGAACUGUGACAUCUUUGAACGUAUCUGCUAUAAGUAUUCCAGAAUCUGAUGAACCAGAAGAAAAAAGUGAUGAUAAUAGGGAAAAUGUCAGUGACCAGGCAAAGCUAAUAGUGGGAAUCGUGGUUGGUCUUCUUCUAGCAGCUCUGGUGGCUGGUGUUGCUUACUGGCUAUACAUGAAGAAAUCAAAGGAUGUCAGCGGAGAGUCUCAGAAGGAAGCAGCACAGAACAUUCAAACACUCCCGAGGUCAGCUUCAAAACAUGUAGAUAAAGACCUUGGAAAUAUAGAGGAAAACAAAAAGUUAGAAGAAAACAAUCACAAACCGGAAGCUUGAGAGAGUGAACGUCAGUCACCACCAUUCCAG